UGGAUCCAAGACUCCAAGUACAAGUCUUGUAUGCAGCUGGCAAGUUUUGUUAACCCUCUAGGUAGCUUUAUAAUCCGGUCCCAGUGCUGCUGCUGUUGCUGCACAGAUAACUUGCUAGCUUUAGUUGAGGAGCUAGACAACAACCACACAACCUAGGGGAGGCAGAGAGACUUAGCAAUUAGUCAUGGCGGAGUUUGCGCUUGGGUUGACCAAGACGGCGGUAGCGGGGACGGUGAGCAAGGUGAAGUCGGCGAUCGAGGAGGAGGAAAAACUAAGGGCGGAUGUGGAGGAGGACCUGAAGUUCAUCACCGGGGAAUUCGAGAUGAUGCAGUCCUUUCUGAACUCUGCCCACACGGGGGAGCAUGCAUCCAAGAACCAGGUGGCGCGGACGUGGGUGAGGCAGCUCCGCGACCUGGCCUUCGAGGCUGAGGACUGCGUCGAGUUUGUGGUCCACCUCGACAAGGCAUCACGCUGGGACUGGGUGCAGCGCCUAAUCUCACCCCUGAUGUGCAGGGCAAGGCCACCGCUUCCCCUGGAUGAAGCGGUCGCGGAGAUAAAGCGGCUCAAGACAAGGGUAGAGUACGUAAGCCAGAGGUACACCCGCUACAACUUCGUGGGUACCAAUGGUGGCGGCGACGGCGACUCCUUGGGUCAGCAGCAUCAACUGCUUAUGCACCCCACGGCUCAUAGUACGGCGGCAACAGCGGCGGCCUUCCAUGACUUAAGGGAGGUGUGGAAAUCCAUGGGAAAGAUUGGUGAGCACAUCACGGAUGAUCUAAAAAGGUUGAUUGAUUGCCAAGGCAGCGAGCUCCAAGUGAUCUCUCUUUGGGGAAGUCCACAAGCUGAUGUUGUUGGGGAACAUGGGUGCAUGAGUAUUAUGAAGAAGGCGUAUGAUGACCCAGAGAUCUGCCAAGAAUUCAAGAAUCGUGCCUGGGUAAAGUUGAGUGUGCAUCAUCCUUUCAACCCGGUAGAGUUUCUGCACAACUUGCUGACUCAGUUUACUGCAUCUCACCAUCACCACCACCAUGAGGAUAUGUCCGAGCUCAUGCUGCAACUCAGCAAGCACAGGUAUCUCAUAUUCCUAGAGGAAGAGUUAUCCAGUGUCGCAGACUGGGAUGCCAUCAGAAAGUGCCUUCCGGAUGGCAAAAGGGGGAGCCGGAUUGUUGUCUCCACCAAGCACUUGAAAAUUGCACUUGUCUGCACGGGGGACCCCUACCAAGUUUCCCAGCUUAUACACUUGUCUCAUGACCGAGGUCUUUAUGCUUUUUUCCCAAAGGGCUGUGGGCAUCGCCAUGGCAUGGGCGAAUUCAUUUGGCAAUUAAGACGCCAGGGUGGAGUUAUUGCAUUGUUAGAACAGGAUUUGGAUUUGGGUGACAGAAGCAAGUUCAUGAGUCAACUGACCAACGACACCCUGAAUAAGUUGAGCGUACUCAAUGGAGUGAAAUUUGAAUACAGCUACCGGAAUAUCCGUACACAUGGAUUCGCUGGCCAGCAAAAUAUGAUGGUUGUUACCAUGGCCACAGAUAUACUUGUGCAGUCUUAUCCAAAAGAUGACCAAAACAAUGCAUUUGAACAGCUAAUGGGGAUGAAACAUGAGGAUGUAACAGAAAAGUGUCGCAAGUUUCUGACUGAAAAUGAUUACCUCCUCUUUAUUGAUGAGAUGGAGUCCCACGAAGAAUGGGACUUGAUAAACCGACAACUCUUAUGUGAGUCUACUAGAGCUUGUAUCAUUGUUCUUACAAAAGAUAACAGUGUGGCCACAUAUUGUGUAGAUCAUAAAGAAUAUCUGCUGCUCAACCUUAGAGAUCUGAUGAUCAAGGGUUGUGACCAUUGUGGAUAUUCAGAUGGAGGAGACAACAUAAAGAAAGAGGGUGAAUCUGAACUUGAUUUUGUUGGGCGUAGCGACGAGAAGGACUUUUUUUACGGCCGCACUCCUGAUGUGAAGUUGCUGUCUGUGUGGGGGAUUGCUGGUGUUGGGAAAUCAGCUAUCGUCUAGGAGAGUUUCCACGGCGAAGUGAUAACAGGCGGAUACUACAAAAUGCACAGCUGGGUGGAUGUGCCCCAUCCUUUCAACUUGACGGACUUAUGUCGGAGAUUGCUUCUGGAUUUUUCUCGGGAUAAUCUUGAGGCCCAAGAAACUGCAUUAAUUAGUAUGAUGGAAGGAAAAGACCCUAUUCCGGGUUGUUGUAAAAUUCUUCGUCAAAACGAUUGUCUGCUUGUCAUUGAUGGUCUGAGGUCGAAGCAUGACCGGGACUUGUUGAAAGCAGCCUUGUUUUCCCAGCCUGUUAUUGGUAGAACUAUUGUCAUUACACGUGAAGAAAGCGUCGCCACAUAUUGUACUAAUAAUAAAAAAGAUGAUAUUCUCAAUGUGAAAGGUCUAAAAGAUGAUGUGGCCCUUAAUCUCUUC
Messenger RNA from Triticum aestivum (bread wheat), 2407 nucleotides. RefSeq lists its product as uncharacterized. The coding region runs from base 185 to 1996 and encodes 603 amino acids. The transcript is spliced from 3 exons. The record is from RefSeq and is a predicted model, not a curated record. Lineage: Eukaryota; Viridiplantae; Streptophyta; Magnoliopsida; Poales; Poaceae. Gene Ontology annotation, molecular function: ADP binding.